Arabidopsis lyrata subsp. lyrata is the source of this 896-nucleotide messenger RNA. RefSeq names its product succinate dehydrogenase subunit 4, mitochondrial. The record is from RefSeq and is a predicted model, not a curated record. Gene Ontology annotation, biological process: mitochondrial electron transport, succinate to ubiquinone; tricarboxylic acid cycle. The coding region runs from base 95 to 541 and encodes 148 amino acids. The transcript has a single exon. Gene Ontology annotation, cellular component: mitochondrial inner membrane. Lineage: Eukaryota; Viridiplantae; Streptophyta; Magnoliopsida; Brassicales; Brassicaceae.
CGAAGAUUGUGCUCCGAUUCAUUUCACUUAGGGUUAUUUCUCCGAUCAGAUCCGAUUUCAGUUCCUUCUCCGUCUGAUUCUCUCCUCCACCACGAUGUCUCUCCGUCGCACUAUCCUCGAUCUCCACCGUCAAACCCAGAGAGCCUCUCUCUCAAAGUCUCUACCUUUCUCGAUGAGUCACAUCUCCUCCGCGUCCGCCGUGAGAAACCCACUGGGAAGAGACAUCUCUUCAAUCCCAUUCGCACUAGCCCAGAAACUGAAACCAGAGUCAACCAAUCUGGUCACCGAUCGUUCGAUAUCGUCUUCUAUUGGGCAAUCUGAUGUCAACAAGGCAGCCAAAUUCUCGCGUCUCUCGUCUUCUCGAGGUUACACUAACGCCUCUUUCUUACGCAAAAUCCCUAUACUCUUUCACAUACAUGAAGGAAUGGAAGAGAUUUUGGCGGAUUAUGUUCACCAAGAAAUGACAAGGAAUUUGAUGGUGAUCUCUUUGGGACUGUUCCAGAUUAUCGUUAUCAAAGAUAUUGUCUUGUUUCUUCUCUGAAACAUCUUUUGGGAUCUAAGGAACACUCACUCGAUCAUCACCUGUUAAUGAAUAGUGGGCUAAAAAAAAAAAAGUCUUUCCUUUUAUCUUCUUUGUUUUAUGAAUAAGAACAUGAUGCAAUAUCGCAUCGUUUUACCUUGAAGCUUCCGUUGUGUGUUGGUUCAGUUUAUGGGUUUUUUUCUUUCUUUCAAGUUUGGUGUAUUUGUAAGGCUUAAGUGGAAUUGUAAGUCUGUUUUGCUUUCCUGUUUUGAGUCAGGAGUAUUGUUCCUGAGGCUUUGAAGACUAUUUUAAGCUUUUGAUUGAAUAACGAAACCUUUACUCAGCUUUGAUCACAAUUGCUAGUUGUGGCUGUAAA